UUCCGAUGCGCACCGAGAAGAAACGGACUCGGCGGAGCAGACACAGAUUACGGGGAGGUGUGUUUUUCCCCUGAGAAGAAGAGGAAAAGCUUCGUCUAACAAUGGCGGCGGCCGCUCUAUCAAACAGAGCCGGUUCAGCAUUGAGCGCGCUCCGGCAGUCUCUUAACUUCCUCAGGAGCCUCAGUACCGCCGCGGCGUCACCGGCGAGCGGCGGCGCUGCUUCGAAGAAGCCGAAGCGGAAGAAGAAGAAGAAUUUAUUCGAGGUGGCUCAGUUCUUGCCCAACUGGGGGAUCGGGUACCACAUGGCCAAGACCCACUGGACCGGUGUCUCCUAUCAAAUCACCAAAAUCAAUCUCUACAAGGAUGGCAGGCACGGCAAGGCAUGGGGAAUUGUUCACAAAGACGGCUUGCCAGCUGCAGAAGCUCACAAGAAGAUAAGCGGUGUUCACAAGCGCUGCUGGAGGUACAUCCCUAAUUUAGCAAGCACCGGGAGCUCACCCAGCAUCAAAAGUGCAACUGAAGACAGUACUUCCAAAAGUGAAGCUCAAGCGGCAUGAUUUUGUCAAAUGGAGGCUAUCACAAUUUCUAUUCCAAGGGGAUAUUUUCUUGGACUCAAGUAUUGCGGAGCUCAAGUGUAGAACUAGUGUUCAAUUGUUUGGUCUGCUAGAUGUGCUCGAUAUUUCAAUAGCCUUUGGGUGAAGCGAGUGGAUAGAUUUGAUAGGCAUGCUGCAGGAUGUUCUCAUAAAUGUAAUUCCUCACUUUCUGAGAUUUUGUUGUCCUUCUAGCAUGCCCCCCAGCUUGAACGUUCUGUUGGACUCAUGAUCCAGUGAGCCCGUGAACUCGCUGUGAUAAUGAACGUACCUUGCAACUGAAAAUGUGGAAGAUGAUACAGCGAGAA
Molecule: messenger RNA, 898 nt
Organism: Punica granatum (pomegranate)
Lineage: Eukaryota; Viridiplantae; Streptophyta; Magnoliopsida; Myrtales; Lythraceae
Source: RefSeq, a predicted model, not a curated record